Oncorhynchus masou masou (cherry salmon) is the source of this 1991-nucleotide messenger RNA. Its product is annotated as serine/threonine-protein phosphatase 2A 55 kDa regulatory subunit B delta isoform-like. Lineage: Eukaryota; Metazoa; Chordata; Actinopteri; Salmoniformes; Salmonidae. The record is from RefSeq and is a predicted model, not a curated record. The transcript is spliced from 6 exons. Gene Ontology annotation, molecular function: protein phosphatase regulator activity; protein binding. Gene Ontology annotation, cellular component: protein phosphatase type 2A complex; cytosol. Bases 127 to 993 code for a protein of 288 amino acids.
ACCAUCAAGCUGUGGAAGAUCAGCCAACGGGACAAAAGGGCAGAAGGCUACAACUUGAAAGACGAGGAUGGAAGACUGAGAGAUCCUUUUAGAAUCACGUCGUUACGGGUGCCGGUGCUGCUGCCCAUGGACCGGAUGGUGGAGGCUAGUCCACGGAGGAUAUUCGCUAACGCACACACAUAUCACAUCAAUUCCAUCUCUGUCAAUAGUGAUCAUGAAACAUACCUUUCAGCUGAUGAUCUCAGGGUGAACCUCUGGCACUUAGAAAUCACAGAUAGAAGUUUUAACAUUGUAGAUAUAAAGCCUGCCAAUAUGGAGGAGCUGACAGAAGUCAUCACAGCUGCAGAGUGCCAUCCACACCAGUGUAAUGUAUUUGUGUACAGUAGCAGUAAGGGGACCAUCCGCCUCUGUGACAUGCGAGCUGCUGCCCUCUGUGACAGGCAAAGCAAAUUCUUCGAGGAGCCAGAGGACCCGAGCAGCCGGUCCUUCUUCUCCGAGAUCAUCUCCUCAAUAUCGGAUGUGAAGUUCAGUCACAGCGGCCGCUACAUGAUGACCAGAGACUACCUGUCAGUCAAGGUGUGGGAUCUGAACAUGGAAAACCGGCCUGUGGAGACCUACCAGGUGCACGAGUACCUCCGUAGCAAGCUCUGCUCGCUGUAUGAAAACGACUGCAUCUUCGACAAGUUCGAGUGCUGCUGGAACGGUGCUGACAGUGCCAUCAUGACGGGCUCGUACAACAACUUCUUCCGGAUGUUUGACCGGAACACGCGGAGGGACAUCACGCUGGAGGCCUCUAGAGAGAACAGUAAACCUCGGGCCAUCCUGAAGGCUCGCAAGGUGUCCACCGGGGGGAAGAGGAAGAAGGACGAGAUCAGCGUAGACAGUCUGGACUUCAACAAGAAGAUCCUACACACAGCGUGGCACCCAAAGGAGAACGUCAUCGUUGUCGCAGCCACCAACAACCUCUACAUAUUCCAGGACAAGAUCAACUAAACUUAACAACCCCCCCCAAAACUGUUCCGACCCUCCCCGAACCCAGUCAUCAUACCUACCUACCGCGAAUGGACAGAAAUCUUGUACGUUGCAUAGUUAAAGAAUAGUCGUUAAAUCUGUUUAAAGAAACAACAGCAGCCUUGUCUGUCCUCCUAAUGAAGAAGAAAUGUGAUGCACUUUGUUUCGUUGUGUAGCCAGCCAGCCAGACGCCUGGUCGCCUGCUGGAGUCAGACGGCCUGUUUCUUUAGAGUCUGAGGUGUUGGUUGGUUUGCGUCCUGUCUCGUUGUGAGGGCAGACAGAGGCAGGCAGGAGCCCCAGGUCUGACUCUGGACAGACGAGCCCGGGCCUGACUGCAGCAGAAAUAUCGAUGGACUGCGGCUCAACAAAGAGGCCAAAAAAAAUGUCAGUUUAAAGUUUAGUGUAUUUAUUUAAAAGUCUGAGCCUGGUUUUACUUCCUAUGAUUCGACGACACAUUUUGGAAUUAGGAGGAAAGAUGUGUUGGAAGUCAGAAUGAGAUAUUAGUCUCUUAACUGUAAAUCUGGGCCUUGGAAGAAACUGAAAUGAAAUUAGCUUAAAUAAAGUAAGGUUGCAAAUUCCCAGGUAACUUUCCUAAAAUUCCCAAGGUUUUCCAGAAAUCCCAUUUGGAAGAUUCCCAGAAUCAGAAAGGAAUGAGCAGGAAAUGAUCCGGGGAUCCUGCCAACGAGGAUGCUGGGAAAGUUCGGGGAAAUGUUGCAGCCUUACUGAUAACAUUCCUCCUCCCUGGCCGACUCUCUCAGGCCUCCGUGUUGGACCUUGUGAAGCUCUUCAACACAAGUCUCCAUGUUUGGUCAGUGGACAAUUGUUUUUUUUUUUUUUUUUUUUUUUUUGGUUAUUAUUAUUUUUUAGUUUUUAUCCUUUUUUUUUCUUCUCAUGUAUAAUAACAUUUUACUCAUUGACUGUAUCUACAUAACCACACCGUCUGGUGUCAACCACUUAAUAAAAGUAACGAAAACCACAAA